Messenger RNA from Osmerus eperlanus (European smelt), 1065 nucleotides. Its product is annotated as 3-mercaptopyruvate sulfurtransferase-like. Gene Ontology annotation, cellular component: mitochondrion. The coding region runs from base 95 to 985 and encodes 296 amino acids. NCBI's taxonomy places the organism in Eukaryota, Metazoa, Chordata, Actinopteri, Osmeriformes, Osmeridae. The transcript is spliced from 2 exons. The record is from RefSeq and is a predicted model, not a curated record. Gene Ontology annotation, molecular function: thiosulfate-cyanide sulfurtransferase activity.
UGGGGGCGUGUUAUCUCCUGGGCACGCUCAAUAGCCUACUUAUCAGCUGAAUUUAACGCACUUUUCCUCCUUCGCGGUUGGCAUUUGUACCUGCAUGAUGGCGCUUCAAUCUAGACCUCUUGUUGCUUCGAAGUGGCUGGCCGAAGCCCUGAAGUGUCAGCAGACCGUACCCAAGAUGCGCGUUGUGGACGCUUCUUGGUUCUUGCCCAAACUCCGGCGCAACGCUAAAAGCGAGUUCAAAAAGAAGCACAUUCCUGGCGCAGCGUUCUUUGACAUCGACCAAUGUUGCGAUAAAACAUCUCCCCUGGAUCACAUGCUUCCCUCCGAGAAUGCUUUUGCAGAUUACGUGGGGAACUUGGGUGUGGAGAACGACACACACGUCGUGGUAUACGACGCAAGCGAUUUCGGUGUGUUCUCUGCGCCCCGCGUGUGGUGGAUGUUCCGGGUGUUUGGGCACAGUUGGGUCUCGGUUCUGAACGGGGGACUCAAGAACUGGGAGUUGGAAGGACUUCCAUUGAGUGACAAGUACACCAGACCAGAAGCGACCGAGUUCAGGGCGUCUUUGAACCGCUCCUGGGUGAAGACGUACGAAGAUAUCCUGGAGAACCUGGAGACUAAGAGGUUCCAGGUGGUGGAUGCUAGGCCCUCAGGGAGGUUCCGUGGAGUCGACCCCGAACCUAGAGACAACACCGAACCCGGCCACAUCCCAGGCUCCCUCAGCAUGCCCUUCCACUCCUUCCUGUCUCCGUCAGGUCACUUCCUGUCCCAGGACGACCUCCAGGCGCUGUUCGCCCGUGCGGGCGUGGAUCUGUCGCGGCCGCUCUCCGUGACCUGCGGCUCGGGCGUCACGGCGUGCCAGGUGGCGCUGGCGGCUCACGAGUGCGACCACCCCGGCGUGGCGGUGUACGACGGGGCGUGGUCAGAGUGGUACACCCGCGCCGUGCCCGAGCACGUCCUCUCGGAGGGGCGGGGCAAGCACCUGUGAUUGGUGGAGGAGGAAGUGCGAGUUGGGGGGGCUAGAACCUGUGAUUGGUGGAGGAGGAAGUGCGAGUUGGGGGGGGCUAG